Molecule: messenger RNA, 3512 nt
Organism: Polyodon spathula (Mississippi paddlefish)
Lineage: Eukaryota; Metazoa; Chordata; Actinopteri; Acipenseriformes; Polyodontidae
Product: UDP-N-acetylglucosamine transferase subunit ALG14 homolog
Exons: 4
Coding region: 50-742 (230 amino acids)
Biological process (GO): dolichol-linked oligosaccharide biosynthetic process
Cellular component (GO): UDP-N-acetylglucosamine transferase complex
Source: RefSeq, a predicted model, not a curated record
AACAUACCGAGGAAGCCGUCCUGCGAAACGUUCUACUUUCUUGGCCUAAAUGCGUCGCCGUAGUUUUGAUGUUUUUGGUUGCUGUGAUAAAAUGGGUGUUAUUUUAGGCUCUAUAAUCGGACUUUUGAUCACAUUUUUGAUUUGCAUUGUGAGGUUGUUUCUUGUUCUUCGGAACAAUGCAGAAUACAAACCAGGAAAGAAAGGCGCGGUCAGUGUGCUCGUGGUUGCAGGAUCGGGAGGACACACAACUGAAAUUCUCAGAUUGAUGGAGUCUCUUUCCCGGUCCUACUCUCCAAGACAUUAUGUCAUCGCUGACACCGACAAAAUGAGUGAAGAUAAAAUCCGCACCCUUGAAAAUUCUCAGAAAGAAAAAGGCACAACACGACAGUUUACUAUUCAGCGAAUCCCUAGAAGCCGAGAGGUCCAACAGUCAUGGAGUUCUUCGGUGCUGACGACUUUAUAUUCCCUGCUCUACUCUGUACCUCUAGUCUUCAAGCUGAAGCCAGAUUUGGUUUUGUGCAAUGGACCAGGGACCUGUGUCCCACUGUGUGCAUCAGCCCUCCUUCUAGGAAUCUUGGGAAUCAAGAAAGUGCUGAUUAUCUACGUAGAGAGCAUCUGUCGGGUGGAAACGCUUUCCCUUUCUGGAAAGCUACUGUAUCAUUUGUCAGAUUAUUUUUUUGUACAGUGGUCAACCCUUAAGGAAAAGUACCCCAAAUCCACUUAUCUUGGCAGAAUAAUAUAAACACACAACACCACAAAUGGCCUUCAUAAUGUGAAUGUAAAGAUUUGCAGAAGGUGGAUUUAAUCUCAACUUUCCUCUCAAGAAAGUGCUAUAAUUUCUGAAAACUGGAAUUAUAUACAAACAACCAAAUAAUCUAUUUUUAAUGAAAAACUAUGGUCAACAAGUUGUUUUCCAGUAGGAAUUACUGUAUUCUAGAAGCCUAGUCACAAAAUAUGACUGAAAUGAAAUGUGAUAUUCAUUACUGCUGUUGGCAGAAAACAGUAACAGUCUAGAUAUAUAUUGCAUGUCUUUUUUUCAUAAAAACUGAUAUAUUUCUAUAUUACUAAAAUUACAAGAAAAAAAGUAAAUGUUUUGUGAAUAGGGCCUGGAAAACAGUGCACAGAGAAAAAAGAAGGUUCCACACUUUUGUUUGGGGUGUAAGGAACAAGAUAGGGUAGGAAGUGUUAUGCAGUGGGGUAUGACUUCAUGUGUAUUUAGUUGUAGGUAUUAAAUGGGUUCAGAUUGUUGAAAAAUAUUCAAAUGCACCAUGUGGACCAGUGGAGUAUUUCAAAGAAGAUUAUAAAUAAAGAAUGAUACAUUAAAAAAAAACAGAAGACAAAAAAACAAAAGUUUAUAAAUAAGUAUGAAGUGUUGCUUAAAUAGAGCUACAGCAAUAAACUGUUUUGUUCAUUUGGAAAAAGUGUGCUCAAUAAAAUGUUUACUGCUGGGCUGGGUUCAAAAACAAACAAAAACUAGAGACAAAAGCUGUAUGAAACAGCCAGACCAGAGGCAGCUUUGUUCAAUACUAGCCUGGUUUUCUCCCUCUUGGGAUGCACCUUAUCAAAACUAGGCCUGACUGAAUUAGGGUGUUCAGCCUUAAUUAACAAUUCAAUUAGAUUUAACCUUCUGAAAAAAAAGAACAUAACUUUGCUUUACAUCAGUGUAAUGUUAAUAAACGAUUGUGAACAAGUUCCUGUGUUGUUUGUUCUUGUAAUUUGUUCAGCACGCCUAUCUCCUGGCAUUGUUUUUUCUAUUGUAGAUGUGUUUCCUGUUUGCGGACAGUAUAUUCCCUUGCUGAUACUGUGCAAUGAGGAGGAAACAAAUACAAAAAAGCUGGAUCUGUUUGAGCUUGCAAUGAACGGCAACAAAAAUAAACUAUGAUAAAUGUGUGUUCUAUUUAUAUCUUGGAUUGUUUUUGUUACCUUUUAACCACAAGUUUAAAAUGCAGCAACAGCAGUAAUUUGAUUUUAUUAAAUAUUAAUAAUGUAUACUGAAUUUGAUAUAAAAUAGGAAACCAGUGUAAAUGGGUUAACUGGUUUUGUUAUUUAAAAAUCAUAUAUAUAUUGGUGCUUGUGAAUUGAAUGCUCUGUCAAUGCCACCCAAUAGGUAAAACAAGGGACUCAUGUGAUUUGUAUUCCUGGUAGUGCAAAAAUGUCUUGUACAUUACAUUGCAAUUCAAUACAACAAACAGUUACACUGCUCCUUGUAUAUCAUCCACCACAUGGCACUUUAUUAAACUUUUAACAACCGUUUGUGACAUGUUAGAGUAGUUGUCUGUCCAAAUCAACUACAAUUAAAUGCCCCUGCUUCUUGAUGCUUUUGUGUUAUGCUGAUGUACCCCUCUUGUUUAUAACCCUGGCUACUAAGCUUGUGGUCUUAUUCACAUCAUCGUUCCUCAGUAAAAGCUUUCUCUGUUUCAAUUCCUCCCUCCCCCUCCUCCACCAGUCUGUAAAUGGGAUUUCAGGGUGGGGGUGGGGGUGUUGUUUUUGUCUGGGACACAGCUUUUACACAUUCUAAUCACUCUGAGGUGUAAAAUAUUGUGCAAGCAAUACCCAUAGCGGCAUGUUCUGCUGUUCUAAACCUGACUUCGCUUACACAGAAAUAUUCCAUGUAACCAAUACGUUUUUAUUUGAAUAAAAAAAAAAAAAAAAGUCUAGUACAUUUGUAUUUAGUGUAACCCAUCUAAAAUAUUGUUUGAAAGGUGAGGGACAAUGACAGUCUGGAAGGGGUAAUGUAAGCUUCUCUAAAGCUUCUUGACCUGAACUACCAGCGGUGCCUUUCGGUUCGGGGCCACUCUUGCACAGUUCCAAAUUUGUUUUUUUGUUUUUUUUUUGGUUUUAUCCAAAUCCAUUCCACUUAAGCUCGAUUUUCAAAGGUGCAUUAAUGCACUGCACCACCUAGCUCCCUUCCAGAUUAAUUUUUCUAAAUAUCCCCAAAAGUAGAAGGUGCAGUUUUGUAGUGACACAGUAUGGACAUGCUUCAGCAUUCUGAGGAAAUUGCCAAGGUCAAGUACAUAAUAACUGCAGACACUGUAAUAUUGUCAUCCAGAAAUCAGAUGCAAGCUGUUGGCGUUUUAAAUCCCACUCAGCAGCCUCAAAGCAGUGUGCGUGUUAGUGUUGGCAGCUUGUUAAAGUCAUUAAGUCGACUUGAGUGGCAUGCAAAGUUGCAGACUUGUAAGUGGUCGUGUUCCAAGGCGAAGGUAAAGCGAUACUGCUGUGGCUUUUGGGAAGUCUUUGUAUAGGUCUGAAUGACUGCUGUUCACUCCUUGAUAAUAAAAAUAACAAACAUAAGUGACAAAAAUAAGUAUUUUGUUUUUAUUUGUUGCAGAAAUUAUCCUUAAAUUCUAUAAAUACACAAAUGAUCCAAAUUGGGUAAAUAGACCCCAAAUUAAGACAGGACAUCUCUUAUUUCUUUACCAGCUGUUAUGCACAAUGUUGCUGUAUAAACUGCUGAAAUGUACAAUGCAACUACAUUUUAAUCAUGGUGCCUCUAUCCUUAUAGCAGCUUUUUU